This is a messenger RNA of Dentiscutata erythropus, 363 nucleotides long. The record is from the annotation of a GenBank genome assembly. NCBI's taxonomy places the organism in Eukaryota, Fungi, Glomeromycota, Glomeromycetes, Diversisporales, Gigasporaceae.
AUGGCUUCUAAUUCGGAUUCGAAUAUCGAAGAAAAUUAUAAUUUAAAAACUGGAAUUACAGAAGAGUUUUCAGAUUUAGACGUUGAUGAGUAUGAUGAAUCAUGGUUUAAUAAAGAUUUAGAUCUAAAUACGAGUGAUAUAAGCGAUGCAAGCAAUAAUCAAGAUUUACAAGAGAUAGCAUUUUUUACCAAAAAAUUGCACGUAAAUCAAAUUAUCCAUAAUGCAUUACUUGUGGAAUAUCCGGCAACAUCUGAAGAUAAAAUUGCAACUAUCUAUAAUUAUUCAAUUAAUGGUCGUGGUGGUGCUACUGCUAUUCAAGAUUGUUUCUAUUUUGGGAAUAUUUCUGUUAAAAAGGAUGAGUGA